AGUCGCUGUAUGUAUCGGAUACCGUGCGUCGUAACUGAUAUAUCCAAUAUUUUUUAUCUCCCAUAAAGAUAAUACGUAUAAAGCAUUCCCUUACUCGGCCGAGGCCCAUUUCGAUACAAAUAACUGACCCGUGAUGUUUGUUAGAAUCUGAAAUUUGGUUCUUCAUAAAUAAAUAGUGUUAUAUCGUUCCUGUUGCAUACCACGUGAAAAAGAAAUAUCGCCGCAUAGUUUACCAAAGUCAUAUUUAGAUCGUGUGUAAAAGAAAGCCAAAACAAUGAAACUGCUAUUUACUACCUUGGCAGUAUUAAUUUUGCUGCUGUCAACCGUAUUAGGAACAAGCGUUCAAACCGUGUCCGACGAAUACGAAGAUUAUUCGAACGAUUGCGAUAACGACAGUUUAAUUUUACAUUUAACUGACUCCAGAAUCACAAUAAAUGCAAUUGACGCUCCCAAGAUAAGAUGUUUAACUAUCGAUUAUAACGGACUUGAAACUAUAGACGAUGGAGCUUUCGACCAAGUGCCAAACUUGGAAUAUUUGAAUCUUGAAGGCAAUACAAUUUUACCUAACAAUUUGUUUUCGUUCGGUAAUCUUACGAAUAUCAAAACAUUGAUUCUCGGUAAUCAAAAUUACUAUUAUACAGGCCUCAUGCGUGUGACUGGCGUAUAUCCUAAAUUGCGAUAUCUCGAUUUAAAAAAUUGCGGUAUUUCCGAUGUAGAAUGUGAAAUGAAAAAUUGUUUCCCGGAACUAACGCAUCUCGAUUUUUCAUCGAAUUCCUUAGUAUAUUUGUAUACUAGUUUCGAAAAUGUGUUCUACGGAAAAUUAAAGUAUCUUCGUCUCGAUGAUAACAUAUUACAACAAGUUUCGUUUACAAACAAUUUGAAUUUGUCGUCGUUAUCGUUGAACAACAAUAAGAUUUCGAUAAUAGGUAGUAGUGGUCUAAACUUGACGGGACUGAAAAAUUUGCAAAAUCUUUCGGUAGCGGUUAAUAGUAUUCGUCUUAUAGAAGAAAAAGCAUUUACGGACACGAUAAAUCUUCGGUACUUGAAUAUUUCUAUGAACAAUUUAACGAUCUUAAAUGACGAGACAUUCAAGAACUUGAGUUCUCUGCAAGUUUUAAUAUUGGAUCAAAAUAUGUUCGAUUCUGUUCCUAUAAUUACAUCCACGAGUAUAAUGACAUUCUCGAUGAAUUGUAACAUUGUAAAACAUCUGACGAGCAGUUCUUUUUUCAACUUGCCGAAUAUGAGAAAACUAUUCCUAGGAAGUAAUAUGAUUUCUUUCAUCCAGCUUGACACGUUUGUAAACCAAAAAGUGUUGGAAGAACUGUAUUUAAAUGAUAAUGAGUUAAGCUCUUUGCCGAAUGGUUGGUGCAAUAAUAUGAAGGAGCUUCGACAUCUGGACUUGUCGAGGAACAAAUUUACGUCGUUGAACCCGCUGUUCCAGUGCUCUAAUUUUCCUGUACAACGCGUUAUCUUUGAUCACAAUCCUCUCGAGUAUAUCAACACGGAUACAAUAAAAACGAUGCCGAAAAAUGUAAAGAUUUAUUUGAAUUAUAAUUUGAAUCUUACUGUGCCGUUAUGUAGUAAUUUGUGAAAUAAAUUCGUGAAAUUCGCAAAGUUUGAAGUAGUCGCGAGUCCAGCGUGGAAAGAAGCGAUUACUCAAAUUUAAUAUCUAUAUAAUUCAUUACUCGCGCGUAUACAUAUAUAUAUAUGUCUGGCUAUCUCAUAUUUGGUAAAGAAUUGUUUAAGGGAACAAUUCUUAUUUUUUUUUUUUUGUUCUAUGUUACGAUAGUACUGGGUUGUCGUUCGACAAUUCUUCUACAAUUUUUGUUAAAAAUCAGUCUAGCGUCAAUUUGUUAUGUAUUGUAUCGUAUCGUACGUCGAUUUAUAACACGAUCAGAAAUCGAUAGUAUCGGUAAGCCUAAGUGGUAGAAAUAUUCAUCGAAAAAAUUUUGAUGUUGUUAUAGUACAUGUACCUAUACAUAUGCAAUAAUAAACGUGCAUUUACGGUUU
Colletes gigas is the source of this 2010-nucleotide messenger RNA. RefSeq names its product insulin-like growth factor-binding protein complex acid labile subunit. NCBI's taxonomy places the organism in Eukaryota, Metazoa, Arthropoda, Insecta, Hymenoptera, Colletidae. The record is from RefSeq and is a predicted model, not a curated record. The transcript has 2 exons. Bases 275 to 1591 code for a protein of 438 amino acids. Gene Ontology annotation, molecular function: protein binding.